UGGUUGCCUCUACUUUAAUGUACCAUGAUGUGAUUUGCAUUUAGACUCUAUUUAUGCCUAAAUAUUUUGGGUGAUUUAUUUUACCCAGUGGUUCCUUUGUUCUGUUCUCUCACGAGUUGUAGGCUGAUUUCCAAGUUGAUCAUAAUGUGUACGAAUAUGUGUUUGAGAUUGUGCCCUGAGAUGGGUUGGCAGCCCAUCCAGUGUAUCCCCUGCCUCGUGCUCCAGGCUCCCUGUGACCCUGCGUAGUAUAUACGGUAUGGAAAAUGGGUGGAUGGAUGGAUAUUCUGAUCAUAUGUAAUAUAACAAAAACACUCUUUCUUUCCCAGUUACUUCUUCUAAAUCAUGUCGUCCAAGGACGGAGAAAGUUACAUAUAUGAAUUUUGUGAUGAAGAUCAUCCAUCAGAAACACUGGGUGCUCUUAGGGAGUUCUACGCUUGUGGCCUGUUCGCUGACAUCACACUCCAGUGUUGUACAGGACAGAUGUUUCACUGUCACAAGGCCUUGCUGUCGGCCCGUAGCACCUACUUUAAAGUCAUGUUCACCUCUGACAUGAGGGAACGUUCAAAUGUCAUCAUCAAUCUGCCUGGAAUAGAUGGUGAGAUUCUGAGUGCCCUGGUCAACUAUGUUUAUACGUCCAAAGUGAGCAUCACACAAGCUAAUGUGCAAAGCCUUCUGGAGGCAGCUGACCUCCUUCAGUUCAGCUCAGUAAAGGCGGCCUGUGAGGAGUUCAUGAUGCGUUUUUUGGAUGUUGAUAACUGCCUUGGGAUGCAUACUUUUGCUGAGUUUCAUGUCUGCCCCGUGCUGGAGCGUGAGGCACUUAGGAUUAUCCUUAGCAGAUUUGAGGAGCUGAUAUGUCAAGAGGAGUUCUGGGGACUUGACUUCAAAAAGCUUGUCACAAUUCUGUCUGCUGAGAACAUUAAUGUGUGGAAGGAGGAGACACUUUUAGACGCAGUUGUGAAGUGGGUGACCUUUGACAUAGAUUCUCGCAAAGCUAACAUUCUGGAUCUAUUGCACUGCAUUCAGCUCGAGGUGGAUGACGUGUAUCUCAGAACGGCUUUGGACGUGCACAAACAAUGUAAUGAACACAAGAUACGAUCUAUCAUCAGUCAGUCUGUGAAAUCUAGUGGAAUAUCUGCAACUUGUAAGAAUCUCGCAUCAAGAAUGUAUAUCAUAGGUGGAUAUUAUUGGCACCCGUUGUCAGAAAUUCACAUAUGGGAACCCAUUUGCAACACAUGGGUCCAAGGGAAGGACAUGCCUGACUACACAAGAGAGAGUUAUAGUGUUUCACUUCUGGGUUCCAAAAUCUAUGUGACAGGAGGAUACAGGACAGAGACAGUGGACGCACUGGAUACAGUUUGGAUUUACAACAUUGACACAGAUGAGUGGACAGAGGGAUGCUCUAUGAUCACUGCUAGAUAUUACCAUUGCUCUGUGCCCUUACAUGGAUGUAUAUACGUCAUAGGUGGGUACACAGGGGGUGCCCCAACUCAGGAGACCGAAUUCUACGAUCCGUUAAAAAGGAAAUGGUUUCCUGUGGCAGAUAUGAUACAAGGUGUUGGAAAUGCUACUGCAUGUGUAGUGCAAGACAGAAUCUACGUGACCGGAGGUCAUUAUGGACACAGAGGGAGCUGCACCUUUGAAAAAAUACAAACUUACAGAGCUGACAUCAAUGAGUGGAGCAUUACAACAAUAAGUCCCCAUCCAGAGUAUGGACUUUGCUCAGUGUCACUGAACAACAAGCUCUACUUGGUGGGUGGUCAGAGCACCAUCACAGACUGCUACAACCCGGAGAGGGAUGAAUGGACACAGAUAGCCAUGAUGAAAGAGAGACGGAUGGAGUGUGGAGCUGCAGUAAUAAAAGGGUGCAUCUUUGUGACCGGUGGCUAUUCCUACUCCAAGGGCACGUACUUGGAGAGUAUAGAGCGAUACGACCCUGAACUGGACUGCUGGGAAAUAGUAGGGAACCUACCUAGUGCGACUCGCUCACACGGCUGUGUUGGUGUGUUCUGUCUAUAG
Molecule: messenger RNA, 2016 nt
Organism: Ictalurus furcatus (blue catfish)
Lineage: Eukaryota; Metazoa; Chordata; Actinopteri; Siluriformes; Ictaluridae
Gene: klhl23
Product: kelch-like family member 23
Exons: 3
Coding region: 343-2016 (557 amino acids)
Molecular function (GO): protein binding
Source: RefSeq, a predicted model, not a curated record